CAAUCACACACGGCGACAUUGAAUGCAUUAAAGAAAAAACAGUAAAGCCCCCACGAUCUUUCUUGUAUAAUUUGCCGAUCCUUUUAUUCAUUUGAGCAGGGCCUCUCAACAGGGUUUUUAGCAGUGGGGACAUCAUUCUUCUUCGGCAUCCCUUCCAUUCUAUUCUAUGCCGUCAGGCUCUUUACUUGGAGGAUCUGAACAGCCUUGGCAACUUGCCGGAGUAAAUGGUUACUUCAGCCAUGUUAACUGGAGAAAGAAGGGGGGUCUCUGCCCGCAGGAGUGGCAUGACUGUUUUGGGGAAAGUCCCAAAACCACUAAAUCUACCAAGUCAGAGGUUGGAAAAUCGUGGACUAGACCCAAAUGUGGAGAUUGUUCCAAAAGGUACUGUUAGCUGGGGCACUGGCCACUCACCUCCUACUACUGUUAAUGCUUGGGGAGCUGCUUCAUUUUCUUCAUCACCUCCUGCUAAUGCUGGAGUGGGGGGCAACCGUUCAAAUGUUAGUACAGCUCGUCCUUCAUCUGGAGGAAGUGGUACUCGUCCAUCGACUGCGGGAAGUGACCAUUCUCAUGAACCUGCUACUCCAAAUGCAUGGAGCUAUGGAUUGAGCCGUCCCUCAUCUGCAUCAGGGGCACUGGGCAUGGGUCAUUCACAAUCAACGCUAACUCGUCCUUGCAGUGCGGAAUCAAGACCAGGGAGUUCACACCUCUCCCGUUUUGCAGAUUCAUCAAUUGAAUCAAAUGUUCCAUGGGGAGGAUCUGGAACUUCACAGAAGCUGGGAGAAAAUCAUCCUCAGCCUGCUCGAUUUACUCUGACAUCUGUUGACUUUCCGACUCUUGGGUCUGACAAGAACCCAGAUUUGCGUCCACAGCAUGGCAAUGCUUCCACCACACGACCAAUGUCGACUUCUGAAGGUUUGGCACAAAAGGAGAAAUUAAAGCCUUCUCUAGCUGAUUGGAAUGAUGAAGCAUCUACAGGUAAGGAUAGAAGACCUAGGGAUAUGCUAGCUCCAGAUGAGGGACAUGCACCCAAGGAAGGAUUUCAUAGGAAAACAUUUGUACACACAGUGGAUUCCUGGCAUUAUGAUGAUGGGAUUAAUAACUGCACAGCUUCAAAAUUAACAGAAGAAGAAUGGCAUAGGGCUGGACCUCCAGUUGCUCCCUAUGGUCCUCCUGGUGGACAAGUCAGGUUUCCAUUCACAGCACCUGGUUAUAUACGUCCAGCAUUUGAAUAUGGACCCGUACCAUAUGCUCAAAGGCCACAUGGACCUGGUGGGUAUGGAAGACAGGGUGAAAUGUAUGGUCCAUAUAUGGCACAACCUAUGGUGGCAGGUCGUCCUGGUGUUCCUCUUGGCAAUAGUUUGUAUCCUAAUCAACUACCUUUUGAUGGUUACUAUGGACCUCCGGGAAUCCCUAGUUCCCACUAUGGUAACAUUGAUGAAAGAGAGAUGGCAAUGACAAGGAUGGGGGCUGGGCCUGGUAUGUAUGGUGGAUAUCCUCAUUAUCAGGGUCAUCCUGUUGAUGGGCCUCGGUUUCAAUAUAAUGGACCUGGAUCUGGUGUGCGCCCAGCAACUUUGCUUCCUUUAUCAAGAGAACAAAAUGAUUUGACAUCUCAUGGUAGGGUUGCUUCUGAAGGGACAGAUAAGACUUACUCAAAGCAGGUUGAUGUGUGGAUGUCUAAAGAUGCGGAUAAUUCUAGUGACAAUAGUCGCCCAUUUCAUCCCCAGGAUUCAAAUACAAGGAGAAACUCCUCUCUUUCUGCUGGAAAUCCUCAAAGUGAGAAAGACAAUUCACGAACAGCUCUUAGUGGCCAUCGUAAUUGGGGUACUGUUAGUAGUGACGAGAAAAUGGAUUUUUCCAAACCUGUUUUUGAUGAAGAGGCUUUAUCAAGUCGAGAAUUUGAAGAUAGCAGGAUUUCAGUCUUGGAAAGCAACCAUGAGAAAGGGGCCAAUGUUACAAGGGUAGCUGAGCAGACAAACUUGAGUGAUAAAAAACACGUUCAAGUUAAAACUAAAGAUGGCAUGGAUUCUUACAAGUCCUCCGUGCUUGAAGAUUUGAAUAAGGAAAGGAAGCGUGAUUGUGCUGAAAUUGACCCAAACAGGGCUGCACAUUCGGUGGAUCAUUUUCAGACUGGAUUGGAACAUCACUUGAAAGUUGGUGGCUUACCCCAAGAUGAAAAGAAAUUUGUAGCGACGGUUGAGAAAUUUCAGCUAGAGGAUGUAAAGUUUGGAGAGGAGGCAUCUAAACAAAAAGUAGAAUCUUAUUCCACAAGCAGGAACCAUGCUCUUUGCCAAGAGGCACAGACAUUGGUAACACCAUUGAAAGGAUCUGAUGAACAUAUUUCCACAGAUGGCCCUGAUAGAAUUUCUGUAGUUGCAAUGCCUAUACCAGAAAGAAAUUUAGCAUCAAAUGCAAUGCCUAUACCAGAAAGAAAUUUAGCAUCAAAUACAUCUGUUAAAUUAAAAGGUGGUUUAUCCAGUGCAUCAGGGUCCAAUAAUUUAUCUCUUGAAACUCCCAAGAUCAGUGAUAAAGUUCAGUUACUUAAGCGCAGUGAUAAUCACCGAACAGAAAAUACACUGGAUUCUGAAGGAGCAGUCCUGCAAGCGCACGGUACUCAAGGACCCAAAGGAAUUCAAGAAACCUUACAAAAAGAAUGUAAUACAACCAAAGGCAGGUUUAAUGCCCAUGAAGGAGACAGUGAAUGGAAAAGGAAACUGCCUGUGGUGGAGUCAGCAUUAAAAGCAGCGAAACCCAACAGUGCUCAUGGUAAUAGACAUAUAGUUACUUAUUCCACAGCAGAUGAUGCUCUAACUGGCUCUGAAGAUUUUGGAGAUAAACCAGCUGGAGAAUCUCAUAUUCAGCAGUGUCCUGCUUCCCAUGAUUAUGAGGCACAGCGUGCAAAGUUGAAGGAAGCUGCUGCACAACGUGCAAAGGAGCUGCUAAGAGAAGAAGAGGAGAGGAUAAAAGAACAGAAGGCUAAGGCCCUUCUAAAGUUAGAAGAGCUUAAUAGGCGGGCUUUGGGGGUUGCAACACCUCAGGAUGUGGGAAAUUCUAGAAGUGAAAACAUGACAUCUGCAACAUUCAGUGGAUCGGAAGUAGUAUCUGAAGAUACACAGAAACAUCAAGCAGGCAGUUACAGCAAUAAUGGGGAGCAGAAUGACAAUCUGAGAGAAGCAGACAAUGUUCUUAAUAAUAAUGCUGUGUGUGAACUUCCUCCAGUUCAAGUUUCAGAGCCAUCUGAAACUCCAGGAAGCCUUGAAAAGAGUGCUAGUGAUGCCCUUGUCAAGAGUGGGAAAAAUGAUAGGUCCAAACGAGAAAAUUAUCGCAGGUCUAGCAAUGUCAGCAGGGAAGAUCCAAAAUACCAAUUGAAAACAGAUGACCAGAAGAGCCAUUUGAAACAAAGGGAAAAUAAUCCUAAUACUAGUUCUCUGCAAAAUGCUGCCAUGCUUCCUGUACUGGUUGUGCCAGUGUCCGCUUCUAUUUUAACUUCACCAAGCACAUCUGAAGCUUUGCAAAAGGACAUUCAAGUAACAUGUUCAGAUUCUUCUUCAGUUGCUGGCCAAGUCAGUCAGCCUGAAUUUCCAAAACAAGCUUGGUCCCGUCAGAAGGCAAAACAAUAUGUUUUUGAGCAAAAAUCUUCUGGUUCUCAAUCAUCUAUUUUGGAUAAAACAGAGCAGAUCAUUUCACCAGAUAGUGGAAAUUCUGUCAAUCUAGCUGGUGAGAGUAACAUGUUGCAAGCACCAGGCAGUUGUAUAGUUGAGAAGAGUUCUGACACUAUUGCCAGUGGAGGUGAUGGUUCGAUAUCCCGCAAGAAGAAAUAUAGCAAAAAUGCAAAAAACAAGAAUAAGAUUGAUAAGUCAAUUGUAACUGUGAGUUCAACAGGGUCAUCAAACGAUGAUCACAUUGUGGCACUGCAACCAAAUAGCAUUUCUGGGGAUUCAAAACAUGAAGGAGGGUUAGUAAUUAGUAAUACAAUCAAAGCAGUGGAGAAAGGUGUUGAGAUACAGAAUAUAAAAUCUGAACUAGGUUCUGUACAAAAUGGUGGAAAUGAUACGAGUGUGACUCAUGAUACUGUGGAUGCUACUGUGGUAGAUCAUCGAAUAUUGCAAUCAACAGAUGAUACUUCUACUGGAAGAGUUACUCAAGUGAAGUCUCACUUUCCAAAGCGGUCAUAUAGAGUAUCACAAGAAGCAAGAGUGUCUGAUAAAUCUCAGGUAAGUGAAGGUAGAGUGUGGGCUCCAGUGCGUGCAGCAAAUCAUCAAGUUACUACAAAUGACAAGCAGAAAUUGGAUCAAAUUGAGGUACAACCUUCUGGAGUUGACAGUAGUGAAGUGGUAGUACAAAACCCGAUUAGAAAUAAGAGAGCUGAAAUAGAGCGUUAUGUUCCAAAACCUGUUGCAAAGGAGCAAGCACAACAUAAUGAAAAUUGCCAACAUUUUGUAGCUGGGUCAUCUUUUUCUGCUCGAGAUCAAAUGGAUCAGAAAAACAAGCACGGUGCGGUGAAAAAUGUAGUUACUAGUGAAACACAACAGCAACAUUCGUCCUUUGGUGAAAAUAAAGGGCAUAUAUCUGGAAAGCAGGGAAAGCAAAAUGGCUCAUGGCGUCAGAGAAAUUCAAAUGAAAUCCGAGAAAAUACUAAGGUGUCUCAUACUCACCAGAGCAUUGAAGGUGAAAGUGCUUUGCCCUUGCAAACAAAUGAAGUGACUGUCUCCAGAACAAGGCACACUCAUAUAGAAACAAAGGGUUUCAAGUCAGAAGGGAUUGAAAUUCAUCCUCAACCACACCAGCCAGACUUGCAAAAACCAAGACAUGUUGAAGAGUUGCCAAAUUCUGUUGCUGUUCAAUCAAACAAGCAACAAAUCCUUCAAUGUGAAGCAGAGCAGAGUACACAACUUGCAUCAGAGCCUCAUUUGCAGACAAGCAAUUCUGCAAAGGAUCAGGAACCUCAGCUGGCUUAUAAGAGAGAUCAGAACAUGCAUGACCAACGUUUCUAUCAGGCAAACAGGUCCCGUCCAAAGUCACAAAAGUUUUCUGGUCGCCAAGUUUAUAUGGAAGGAAACCAUCAGUUCACUAGAGUUACUGGAGUAAGUGAGGAAAGUGAGGAAAAUCACCGUGUUGAACAGAGUUUUGUUCAUCAGCGACCUAGGUCAUCUGCAUGGACUCCAAAGCCACAAGGGUCAGCAGAUCAUAAAGAGCACCAUUUGCAUCAAAAACUUAUCUCUGGCCAACCUGAUACCCACCAACUAAAGAUGGAUUCGAAUGAGGAGCAACAUGACUCGGAAACUAGAGUGCCUGAACAUCUAAAAACUAUCUGUGAUCAGCAGGAAGGACCACUAUCAUCAACAAAGAAGCAUCAGUUGCAGGAGCAUUCUUUUGGGCAGCAGGUACCUGCUUCACCAAAUCAAUUUGAAGGGAAAAAUCAGAAUCUGAACUCUGAUGUUGAUAGAACACAUACUGGCCGUUUAUCCCAGCAGCAAUUGAAGUUGACACAUCCAGAUAGACAAACAACUGACAAAGAACAGCCUAAACAAAUUGCAAAUUCUAUGUCAUAUCAGCAGCGUCGACAGGCCAAUCAUGGCCAUUGGCAACAAACUGGGGCUGGCACAAGAUCUGGUACACGAGUAACUGAUGGAUAUGAAGAACAUCCCCAAACUGCUAAUGUGCAGAGCCGCAAACAGCAUGAUACCUCUAUACCAAGGAAUUCAGAGUCAUCUUUGGGAGCUGGCCAACAUCAUAGACAAGAUACAAGCAAACAGCAACCAUUAAUAAACAGCAAUCUGACCAAACAAAAUUUACAAGUACAUUCUCAGCCAAUCUCAAGUCAAAAACCUCUAGAAUUCUAUCAACCAAAGGCAGGUUUGGCAUCUAGAAAUGGUGAUAACCAUGAAAUAAACCCUAGCAUUACCCCACAUGGUGGUUCAUCCUGGUCAGGUGAGCACAGAGGUAGUCACGGUUAUCGUGGUAGAGACCACAGCCAUGCUAGGCGUGGUCGCUCCAGUGGACGUGGUGGUGGGAGCUUUGGUCUAAGAGGAAAUUAAUCAGGGAGUGGAAGUAAGAUCGAACAUCCAUCUAAGCAGCGUCAGCUUGUUGAUGCCACUGGAGGUGUUAUUUCACAUCAAGUAGUUGGUUAAGUUGGUGCUUCAGUACUUAUUCUUGCAAGCUUCUGGUUUUAUUUCUAUGCUAUAUUUUCCUGCUAAUCUGUGCUUUAUCUGUUAGGUCUUAAUAUUGUCUUAUGAACACACUUCUAGUGAUAUUUGUGAGAUGUAUGUACUAGCUGGCAUUUCUGGCUCAGAUUAGGAUUUCCUCAGGGCUAUGUUUAUUUGGAGGUUGAAUCAGUGGAUCUUGUGUGCUGUACAGCUUUUUUUAAGCCUUGCUUGUCAGGCCAAAUGAAUAUUGGCUUCUUUCAGUGAAGUUAUCACAGUAAAAAGGAGGCGGCUUUUUAAAGUAAAACUUUUGAUAUCAGUAAAUCUGACAUUGGGCAUAAAAUAUGUCAGAACAUGCUUCAGAAUUUGAGUUGUAUCCUUCGUUUUCUUUGAAGGUGUGUACCCCAGAAUGAUGUAUAUGUGAACAUUAACAUCAGAGGAAGAAUAGUGUAAAGUUUUUUUUUAUUCUUCUGUGGUGACAAAAUCUUGCACAUCGAGGUAUUGCCUACUUCCAACUCUUGCUUGGAUGUAGUGAUUCUGAGGCUUUUGCCUGGAUUGAAAAGUAUUGGUAGUGCACCCUGGGGCAUGGACACCUGAACUAUAAAAAAUCUAACAUGCAAGAAGUUAUUUGUUUGACUCGUGAACCAGAAAGGUUCAUUAUUUGUUACAAAGUCGUAUGACAAUGAAUAUUUUUUUCCCAUU
Molecule: messenger RNA, 6842 nt
Organism: Cryptomeria japonica (Japanese cedar)
Lineage: Eukaryota; Viridiplantae; Streptophyta; Pinopsida; Cupressales; Cupressaceae
Product: protein MODIFIER OF SNC1 1
Exons: 9
Coding region: 225-6035 (1936 amino acids)
Biological process (GO): epigenetic regulation of gene expression
Source: RefSeq, a predicted model, not a curated record